AUGUCGGAAAACUCUGGCGCUCGUACCUCGCGGACUCCCCCUGGGCUGUUCGGCGAACAAUACGAGAAUGCACUCGAGGCCCGGUACACAAUUCUGUACAGGGCGUAUGAGUCGAUGGAUGAGUCUGAGGAUCCAGUGGGGGCGCACAGUAUUCGUUCAGAGAUGGAGGAUAUAGCGGAGGCCUUUUACCGUUCCCGCCAGGCCAGGGCGGCCGAGGCGGUAAGGGUAUUUAAGGAGACGGGUCGGGCCCGCGCAGGUUACUGGCAUCUCCGCGUCGGUGGCUCUCUUUCGUCUACCACGUUAUACCUGCAGACUCUUGCUCGGACAUACGAGUUGCGCCAUUUCUAUCGCCCGGAGGAUCACGCACUUUCCCUGACCGAGCGUUCUUCCGAUCUCGUCUAUUUACACAUCACCUUCAUAUCGAUACCCCCUCUCUCCGGACUCCCGUUUCCACAUUAUCCUCAUCCGCGGUCGACACCCGUAAUCCACCAGGCCUCUCAGCAACAAGCGGCCGCUGCGGUCCAGCCGGCAGGACCCCGACCAAGCCAGCAGAGGCUUUACUGGCAACGACGUCGAGCCGUGCUCGGCUUGGACAACACGGAGACUGAGGGCCGCCUCCAGGACCGCUUGCAGUUGCGCAAUCGCGCUCAGCCGGCCCCAUCCUCCGGCGGCGAGCGCCAUAUGACGCCCGCUGACGCGUUGGAUCCCGUAGUGCCCAUCUACGAAGAGUACAGCGAACCCAUCCCCAUUUCUCCCUCCCACAAUCGCCAGGCAGGGCAUUUCACUCCGCCCUCUUCUCCCGGCGACCCGCCCCGCGUCUUCACCGUCCAACAAGCCAUGGCCGAGUGGUACGCCAGCCACCUCAUACGCGUCAUGGUCCACCCCGGUUCCUACCGGCCGGGCAGCGGCGGCUCGGACCGCAAGCUGUGGGGUGACAAAUCCAGCUAUCAGAGGAAGUGGGAGGGGACUGGUCGUACGUGCGACGAGUUUGCGGAUGUUGACCCUGAGGUGCGGCCCAUUCUCAACGAGCUCGUUCGGAUCCACUCGCGACCGAAGCCCCGGCACCCGGCGUCUGAACCUCACGAUCCCUACCACCUGAUGUGGAAGAAUCGGAACGGUACGAGUCCUUCCCUCGUCGCCUACUUUGCCGAUGUCAUCCUCCGCAUGGAUCUCGACCCGUCCACCGUAAUUGCGGCCGUAUGGUACCUGCAGGGCAUGGCGCUACACGAGGGCGAUGUUGACGAGGGCGACAAGAUGAGGGAGAAGGGGUAUGCGCUGCGGCUCGCGUUGAGGCGGACGGCGGGGGAGCACGAUGAGGCGCAAGAGAGGCGGGUGGGGUUGCUGGGAUUGACGUUGGCUGCUAGAUGGCUGGAUGAUAACAAGUAUCAUUUGAGUGGAUGGACCUCAACGGCUUAUAUCCCAUCUGUCAAAGACGACGGCUCCACUAUGACUCAGGAGGAAAAGGAACACAGAUUCUCCCGGGAACUCGGGGAACUUCAGUUUUGCGCCCUCAGCGAUCUACACUGGUCCCUCUACAUCUCCCCAUCGUCAUUCGCGGACUUCAUCCUCGCAUGCAAGCAGGAGCUCACCCUUGCCCCGCGAUCCAACGACAAUCGUUACUCUAUCGUCCGGGAUCAGCUCGACUUCAUCGAUAACUUUGAACUGGGCUUCGAGAAGGCGUAUCGAGCGCCUCGCGAGCCCCUCAGCCCGGCGUCGCCCCUUCCUCGGGCCAUGAGCGACCCGGAGUCCGAAGAAGAGCAGGUCGCGAUCCUUGGCUCGCCCUCUCGCCUCGUCCCUUCCAAGCUCUUGGAGGACGGCGCGUCGGUCUUUGGCCCUGAGAGUACGGUCAUGGACGUGGAGGCGGACGAGAGCCAGGUGGAGCAGGCGGUCGAUGCUGAGGAUGAGGGCGCCGACCAGAAGGAGAUGGAGGGCGUGGAUCUUAUCAUGGAGGACCAAGCCUCCGAGUACGGCUCUGUCCUCGGCAGCGAGUACAGCGACUACUUCUCGGAGUACGACGGCGCUCCUCGCUUCAUUCCUUCCUCCCGACGGUGCUCUUCGCCGAUGGAGAUGGACGAGGAGCAGCUCGUCGAGGUGGACAACUGGCGGAUGGGGGUGGUCAACCAGACAGCUCAGCCUCGGGGGCCGGGGUUCAUCGUUCCCACCAUCAUCGUCCCUCAGCCAGCUGGCUUCGCCGCCGCGCCCCGUCUCGCGCCCGUCAGACCUCCUCGGCCUGCCCUCGCCGUCAAUACGGCGUUCGAUCCUCGUCGUGAGCUCUUGGCUAGAGUCGCCACGGCCGAGUACUCCCCCUUGUCGCCGUACGAGACGAGGCGGGUCGCUGUGCAGCCCAACCGUCUUUACCUCCCCCUGCCCACCGCGCGGGUCCGGGAUCCCCACCGUAUCAGCUCGGCCAUCCUCCGUCGCGAGCCCAACGUACCGGACCACUUUGCGCGGCCCGCCCAGAGUCCAACCGUUCUCGCUCCGCUCAUGACGGCGCUCGAGGCGGAGCUCAAGCCGACUGCUGCUCGUCCUCGUAUGGUCCCGGCCGUCAACGUCGCCCAGCUCAGGUUCGGCGGGCCUAACGCCGAGGCAGGCCCUUCCCGGCCCCGUGUACCCCUCGCGCCGAUCUCGGCCAAUAUCAUGGACUACGAGUCGCCCCUCCAGCGCGCGAUGAAUCGGGUCUUGAAGCCUAUGAACAGGACUCCCCUGCAGUAUGUCCACUGCGCCUGA
Messenger RNA from Dioszegia hungarica, 2727 nucleotides. RefSeq lists its product as uncharacterized. The record is from RefSeq and is a predicted model, not a curated record. The transcript is spliced from 4 exons. Bases 1 to 2727 code for a protein of 908 amino acids. Lineage: Eukaryota; Fungi; Basidiomycota; Tremellomycetes; Tremellales; Bulleribasidiaceae.